AUGGAGCCGCCCACUCAUCUUACCCUCAUCCUCGAUCUGCCGCCAACGCUAUGGGGCGCCCCUCCAAAUCAUGGUCCAAAUGAACCUCUUAUGCCUCUUAGUUCCUUCUUGUCCCAUGUUUUGGCGUUCGUGAACAGUCAUCUCGGUGCUCGGGAAGAAAAUGGAAUAACUGUCCUUGGAGCAUUCCCUUCGAAGAGUGCAUUGUUAUUUACGUCCAGUUCAAUAACCGAUGCUGCUCCGCAGGGGGCAAAUACGUAUCACACUUUCAAAAUUGUUGAUUCUGAAGUCAUUGCAAAAAUCCAACAUGGGCUAGCUUCUAUUCACGAGGAUCGAGAGGCCCCCAGUGGCCUUGUUGGUGCUCUGACGAAGGGAUUAUGCCAUAUCAACAGGAUGCUAUACGGUUCCACAGGGACGGCGACUGGGGAAUCAUCACGAAUGACCUUAGAUGCCACGAUUCUCAUCCUUUCCGUUUCCCCCGACAUCUCCACAUCCUAUAUCCCCAUCAUGAACUUCAUUUUCGCAGCUCAGAAGCUUAAAGUAAAAAUCGACGUUUGCAAAGUGUUCGGUGAAGACACAGUCUUUCUACAACAAGCGGCACAUCUGACAGGGGGGUCGUACGUUACACUUCGGAAGCAGGAUAGUCUCCUUCAAUACCUUAUGAUGUGCUUCUCAGCACCCUCCUCCGUUCGGGAAAUCAUUAACAUCCCAACUCAGGACCGCAUAGACCUUCGUGCUGCCUGCUUCUGCCAUAAGAACAUUGUGGAUAUUGGCUAUGUUUGCUCUGUAUGCCUCUCUAUAUUUUGCUCCCCUGUCCCUGUUUGUUCUACAUGCAGAUCCAAAUUCCCUAUGAAAACGCUGAGGCGAUUCGGGUUUGGGCUACCAAAGUCUGGUGUCAAUGCGGCGCACAUUGCUGCAAAGUCCUAG
Messenger RNA from Cantharellus anzutake, 924 nucleotides. RefSeq names its product transcription factor Tfb4. Gene Ontology annotation, cellular component: transcription factor TFIIH core complex; transcription factor TFIIH holo complex. Bases 1 to 924 code for a protein of 307 amino acids. The transcript is spliced from 7 exons. Gene Ontology annotation, biological process: regulation of DNA-templated transcription; nucleotide-excision repair. The record is from RefSeq and is a predicted model, not a curated record. Lineage: Eukaryota; Fungi; Basidiomycota; Agaricomycetes; Cantharellales; Hydnaceae.